AUGGUGGGGCAUAACACUGAGCAAUGCAGGAGAAACAGAACUAAAAAAGUGUGGGUGCCUAUUAACAAGCAGGAUGGAAAAAGAUCUCAGACCAACUCAGAGCAUCCUGAUAUAGUAAAUGAUUCCUCAAUGCAAAAUGAGACUAGAGGAGAAAAAUCUAAGAGUGAUUCUGCAACUCCUGUAGCAAAACAUGCACAGACUAAUGAGACUGGAGGAGAAAAGAGUUCUGCUAAUGCACAGACUGAUACUCAAACUCUCAGAGGCAGAAACAUAUCAGCAAAUCUUGUAAAUGAGAUAUCAAAUCAGGGAAUGAAAGAUAUUGGUAGUUACUCUGGGAAUACUACAAAACAUGCACAACAUGGGGGGACUAGAAAUCAGGUAUUCAGAUUUUCAUCUCCUCAGGUAUUUCCAGAAAUAUAUGGCGACAAUGAUACACAUCUAAUGGCGUAUUGGACGAGGGAUGGAUUUCAAAGUACCGGAUGCUACAAUCUCCUCUGCAAAGGAUUUGUACCUUAUAAACCAUCAGCAUACGUCUUAGGGACAAAAAUUAGACCACUAUCCACUUAUGAUGGAGAUCAAUAUGAUAUUACGUUAAGAAUAUUCAAGGAUACUACAACUGGGGACUGGGUGCUGCACGCUGGGCGCCAGGGAGACAAACGUGUAGGCCAUUGGCCAAAAUCUCUGUUUACUAAUUUAGCAGAGGCUGCUACUCAUGUCCAAUUUGGCGGCUUCGUCUCUUAUCAUCCCGGCGACAGGACUCCUCCGAUGGGAAGUGGCCAUUCUCCUGAUGACGGCGGGGGCAAAGCAGCUUAUCUUAAAAAUCUGUUCGUAAUUUCACCAACCGGCGAAUUUAGCGAUCCAUCACCAGUAAUACUCGAAAAUCAUCAAGAUUGUUAUCAUGUGGGUGGAAACUAUUUGUCAUCUUAUCCAGUUUAUAUUAGUGGUCCUGGUGGUUGUACUUUUACUUGA
Messenger RNA from Asparagus officinalis (garden asparagus), 969 nucleotides. RefSeq lists its product as uncharacterized. The record is from RefSeq and is a predicted model, not a curated record. Lineage: Eukaryota; Viridiplantae; Streptophyta; Magnoliopsida; Asparagales; Asparagaceae. The transcript has 4 exons. Bases 1 to 969 code for a protein of 322 amino acids.